Molecule: messenger RNA, 3593 nt
Organism: Rana temporaria (common frog)
Lineage: Eukaryota; Metazoa; Chordata; Amphibia; Anura; Ranidae
Product: interferon regulatory factor 2-like
Exons: 9
Coding region: 212-1240 (342 amino acids)
Biological process (GO): regulation of transcription by RNA polymerase II; immune system process
Cellular component (GO): nucleus
Molecular function (GO): DNA-binding transcription factor activity, RNA polymerase II-specific; RNA polymerase II cis-regulatory region sequence-specific DNA binding
Source: RefSeq, a predicted model, not a curated record
CUUCCUCCUGAUCUCUGGGCACACACGCUGCACAUUGGGACCGGGUCUGUGUGUUGUGUGGAUGGCUCUCGGGUCUCAGCACACAUUGCACACCAUUCCAGGAAGCAGAGCCUGUUACGAAAUAAAUGUCAGAAGGGAGAAGAAGAAGAGGUGUGAUUAGGAAGCCUGGAUUGGGAGUUAAGAUAAGUGUCAUUCCUUGAACCUGGAAAAAAUGCCUGUGGAAAGGAUGCGGAUGCGGCCGUGGUUAGAAGAACAGAUAAAUGCGGAUCGAAUCCCAGGAUUGAAAUGGCUAAAUAAGGAAAUGAAAAUAUUCCAGAUUCCAUGGAUGCAUGCAGCACGUCAUGGGUGGGAUGUGGACAAAGAUGCUCCUCUGUUCAGAAACUGGGCAAUUCAUACAGGGAAGUAUCAGCCUGGUAUAGAUAAACCAGAUCCAAAAACAUGGAAGGCAAAUUUUAGGUGUGCAAUGAACUCAUUACCGGAUAUAGAAGAAGUAAAAGACAAAAGUAUGAAGAAAGGCAAUAAUGCCUUCAGGGUAUACAGGAUGAUACCAAUAGCAGAAAGACCUUCAAAGAGAGGAAAAAGAGCAAAAGAAGAAAAAAUAAAACAAGAGAAGGAGGAUAUUGGCCAGAGAGCGUUGCCUUUGAUGAAUGGAGCAUAUACUUUUCAUCCACAAUAUGCAUUGAUAUGUUCGACAUUAAGACCAGAAGUUGAUAGCACUGUAAAUAUUGUAGAUGGAACGGCAUAUAGCAACAGCAUGGUGGAAGAAAUGAUUGUCACCAACCCUCCUGAUGUUUGUCAAGUUGUUGAAGUAAUGACAGAAAGUGAUGAGCAGCCACCAUAUCCCUCUCAGCAUUAUCCACUGCAGAUCUCCCCAGUCUCUUCAUACGAAGAGAGUGAAACCGAUAGCGUGCCCAGCGAUGAUGAAAAUGUGAGCCGAUUGCAAAAUCAAAGGAACAGUGAAAACAGAGAGUGUGUACGGACUACCAGCCCAAGAGCACUCUAUAACCUCCCGGGCAUGCAGACCUUUGUAACGUCUAACAAGCCGGAUCUCCAAGUUACAAUAAAGGAGGAGAAGUUCCCCAUGCCCUAUAAUAGCAACUGGCCCAUAUUUCCAGAACCAAACCCCAUUUUACAGACAGCCAGUUCUUCAACACUUAUCACCCGGAAAGACCAUGAAACCAGAGCCACAGUUAUUAAGAAAACAUCAGAUAUCACUCAGUCGAGCCUUAAGACUUUUUAGAAGGACUUGUUCAUAUAUUUUUAUUUUUAUUUUCCGGGAGAGAAGAAAGAAAAGGAAUUUUGUCAUCUUAUUAAAUUAUCAUUUUCUGCCCUUAACAUGCCGUUUUGAUUUAAUCAAAUCAGUCAGUGUAGAAAGCUGCCGUGGAUACUGACGAAGAUUUUUCUCAGGAUUAAGGUCUACCAAAAAAAAGGUCUGCAAGAUGAGUGUAGAACAGGACCAAUACAGAUUCAAGUCAACACAGGCCUUAGCGUGGACUGGGAAGUGCGAUAUGGCAGGAGUAUCAUUCUUGUUCCUUAAAAGAAAAAAUAUUAAAAAGUUCUAUAUUGUAAAUAUGUAUAUUUUAUAUUACAGUUGUAGCCCAUUUGCAAUCUGCUUGUGCACCUUACAAAAUCAGCACUUAACAGAAGGCAAGUGGCCAUUUAUUGUACUCCUUUACAUUUUUUUGGGGGCCACAAUUUACACAGCCUUAUGUUGGGUAUACCCAAGCUUGGCUUGUAUUCAGUAUAACAAGAUUUCGGUAUAUUUGCAUGUUCUCCAAAAGAUACAAGAGCACCCUACAGACACAAAGGUCUGUUCAUGAUGACAGCUAUGACUUGGCAGAAAGAUUGCACAUCUUAUGUACUUUUUUAUUAUUAUUAUUAUUAUUAUGGUGGCUAUAAACUGCUCCCAGGCACUGUGAAAUCUGCCGAUUUGCGCAACAAUUUUCUUCCCCAACCCAGUCAGACUGUCGAUUGUCAAACAUUUUUUUUUUUUUUUUUUUCAAAGCAUGUACAGUUAAAGGGACAUUCCUUUUUCUCUGAGGAAAAGGCAGGGCUCCACAUUGAUGCAUAGCAAUUUCAACAUAUUUGGAAACCCUAUCAGGCAGUAAUUUAAAAUAGCUUGUUGUAAAUGACUGAGCAGACAUAGGGGUAAAAUAAGGAACUUUACUGUGUGCCCUAAAAGCACACAAUUUUGACUUGAUAAUUUAUUAACCUAAUGAAAAAUGUUUUUGAGAUGUUUGAAAGAUUUCCCUAAUUCUAAUAUGUUUUUCUUUACAGUUAAAGAUAAUUGUAAGAGGGACUACAAUGUUUUCUGUACGGGAAAAAAAAAUAUUCGCUCUUCUACAAAUGCCUUAGUUGGUGAUCAUCAAAAAAAAAAAACUCCAGGCAGUUUUGUAGAAAAUGCAUUUCUCUUAACACAUAGGUAUUUUGCUUAAUGCAAAACUGAUAUAACUUUAAUCAAGGAGUAGCUGAUUGGCAACAAAAAAUAGGCAGUCAAUUGCCACUACACCUGCAUUAAAAAGUUUUAGUUGGAAUCUUGCCUUGAAAGUUAAUUUGCUUUCCAAAGUAUACAUAGUGCUGGCCAUACACAGAUCUUUUACUAAUAAUGCUAGAACAUUUCCAGCAACAAAGAUUUAUACUUAAACAAUAAUAUGUUUAAAAGCAUAAUUCUUUGUAUUCAAAUGCUUGCACAAUUAAAACAUUAUUUAAUUUGCAGCGUGCUCAAACAGAAUUUGUCCAUCAUGAGUGAAUAUUUCUCUGACCAACGCUAUAGAAUUAUCAAUUUUUAACAUCCAUGAUACUUGGAUGAGACAUGCAAAUUCCAAAUCUUCUUUGGUUUGGUUAAAAAAUUGCAUAAUAUAUGACUGUGUCUGCCUCAGACUGGGUUUCCUCACCCACUUUCAGCUGCUGUUGGAAUCUUAUACUAUAAAAUAAAUUUAAAUGUAACAUGGAGCUUGGGACCUCCUCCUAGCAGCUGUAGCCAAUGUGCAGACCUGCAAAUAAAGAGCUUUUUGCCACUAGUCUCCAAAGAAUGGAUACAAAACAGUUGGGCGGUUUAAUUCUCCAGCAUCUAUAUUAGACUGAAACACUCAUUUAGAGAGUACCAGCCCUUUAAGGCAAUGGCCUGCUACAACAGUAAAGGUUCUGUUCCGAGUAAAAUAUAAAUAGUUCUAUUAAUGAUUGUAAUUUAUUAAAAGAGCCUUUUUUUACUAACCUGCUCAAACCAAGGUACAAUAGAUCUCUACAAUUUAGAUCUAUUCAGAGUUUUAUAUCUUCUUGAGCAUUUUAAAAUAAUUAUUAUGCAAAUUAUUAAAUAAAGAUAUUACUAAUCUCUCCCAAAGAAAGCUUUGUUUAUGUUUUAUACAGGGGAUAUUUUAUUUGCGGUAAAAUCUAAAAUGAAUAUAAUUUUUUUCUAUCUUUUUAUACAACAGAUUUAUUUUAUGAUUCAGUUUCCUGUUUGUUAGCGGAAAGAAUGUUAACUACAACAGCGCAGUUUUCUCAUUUUUGUUAUUAACAUGGAACUGAUAUAUCUGUCUAAUGUAGAAAGAAAAAUUAUCCUGUGGAUUGAUAAAUAAAUAUUAAUUGCAGUUUUA